Molecule: messenger RNA, 1347 nt
Organism: Euleptes europaea (tarantolino)
Lineage: Eukaryota; Metazoa; Chordata; Lepidosauria; Squamata; Sphaerodactylidae
Product: ras-like protein family member 11A-like
Exons: 6
Coding region: 1-1287 (428 amino acids)
Molecular function (GO): GTPase activity; GTP binding
Source: RefSeq, a predicted model, not a curated record
AUGGUUGGACGGCGCAAGAACUUUGCUGGAGCUAAAUGUGCUGAACUGGCCUCCUCCAAAGAUACCACUACAACAAAAGGAGAAAAGGUUUUUCCUGGCGCCUGUGUUUGGAGUUCCCUUUGGACCAACGCGGCUGCCCGCAGCCCCAGCCAACCAGAAGCAGCUCCCGGGGAACUCGGAUGUCCAGGCCACCCUUCAGACGUGCGCAAGGUCUUGCGGGCCUUUUGUCCGUCCGACCCCGGAAUUGGGGCGCGACUCACGCGGAGGGUGGCAGGGACACCUGCCGCUUCUCGCGGGGCUCUGGCGGGUCCCAAGGCGCGAGCGGCCCCAGAGGCGGCCGGGGGGCGGCGCGCGAGAGGCGGGGGCGCGCCCCUCCCGGGAGGCCGGCCGCUGGAAUGUCCGGCCCGGCCUCCGGAUUGGCUGCGGCGGGCCGGAGUCGCUUUGCGGCCGCAGCCCAAGCUGGGGGAGGCGGGGGGCCGCCCCCCUGAUCCCCGCCGGGAGACCCCAGGGCAGGGCAGAGGCCGGGGGCCCCCCUCCCCUCCCGCCCCCGGGCAGACCAUGUCCCACGGCGCCGCCAACUUCCUCUUGGUGCCCAUCCCCGAGUACCCGGUCCUGGAGUGCCUCCCCAACAAGGUCAUCAAGCUGGUCGUCUUGGGCGGCAGCGGCGUGGGCAAGACGGCCCUGAUCGUCCGCUUUCUCACAAAGAGAUUCAUUGGAGACUAUGAGGCCAAUACUGGUGCCCUGUAUUCCAGGAAAUUCACAGUCGAUGGAGAGCAGAUCUCCUUGCAGGUUCAGGACACGCCCUUUGUUUCAUUGGAGGACGAGAGCGACAACGUCUGCUGCCAAGAGCAGAUCAACCGCUCAAUCUACUGGGCAGACGGCUUUGUCUUUGUCUACUCCAUCACAGACUAUGACAGCUACCGUGUCGUCCGCCCUUUGCACCAGCACGUCCGCAAGAUCCACCCCAAUGCCAACAUCCCGCUGCUGCUGAUGGCCAACAAAGGAGACCUCUUGCGAGCCAGGCAGGUGUCCACCAAAGAAGGCCACCAGCUGGCCAACGAACUGGGCUGCACCUACUCUGAAGUGUCUGCACGGGAGAACUGUGAGGGGGUCCACGAAGCCUUUCAGCAGCUUUGCCAGGAGAUGAGCCGGAUGAUUGGCAGCUGCAACGGGGAGAAACGAAGAGGGCUCCACCUUGUCCGACCAAAAUCCCCAAACAUGCAGGACUUGAAAAGGCGGCUCAAACAGGCUUUGUCUUCCAAAGGGAAAUCAACCACGACACUCUGAUGUAGCUUGGAGGGAGGGGAGGGGAGGAGAGAUGAUUCAUAUUUAUACCUAUUUAUGAUG